UUCUCAUAACACAAUACGAUGACGAGCGCCCGUAGUCCACAUUCCUUGGAAACCAUACUUACAUUUGAGAACAAUGAUCGUAACAGUGAAUGGUCUACGGUUUGGUCAACGGCCCAUAUACCCGGAAUGGACAAUGCGAUCGGUGGAGUUACAACCCACAGACGCUUGAAAGGUCGUCGACGGUUGAGACUCGGUUCUUUAGCAAUAGGAUGUCUCCUCGCCAUGCAUUGCCGCGUCACUGCUUCAGCGGUCACUGGAGGCUUGAUAACUUUCGUAAUGUACUUAGCACUGGCAUGUAUAUUGCUAGCAAACCCGUUGCGUCAUUUCGAAGUUUACCUCGGUCAAUGGAGCAUAAGUGGACCCGGCCGAGCCUUUCGUAUUAUACCUAUGUUUGACGGUAUAGGUAUAGCUAUAUGUAUCAACGCUAUAAUACGUGCCAUAAACUGUGGCACAGUUGCUGCUAUAGCUGCGGUGUAUGUCUUAUAUUCGGUAUCGGAUGCAAAACUACCUUUCACAUACUGCAGGGACUUCGAAUUAAACUCGUAUGAACCCAAAAUAAUUGAAUUUACGUCUUUAACGUUACGUAAGUCUACAUAUGCGCUGAAACCUGCCCCUAUAAAAGAAUAUGAAACCACAAGCAAUGUGUUGGCUGAAACAAUUCACAAUCUAAGUGAUAGCGCUUGGAGAAAUUCUACGGAAUCAAGUAUUCAGAAAAAGCCUAAUAUGAAGUCAUUGAAAUUAGCGAUCUGUAAAGAAUCAUUUACCGGCAGAUAUCCACCUAUUUACACCACUCCGGCCUACAAUUUCUUUUUUAUUGAAGUCGUUCGCCUGCGGCCUGACUUCAGCUUGACGCAAUUAAACGUACCACUGUUCAUCAGUAUUGUUUUUAUAUGGAUAAUUAUUUGGAUAUGCAUGAUUAUCGAACGAAUAUUACACGGUAGGUUAAUUUGGAACAAUAUUCAAUCAUGGUUUUUGAUAGUACCCUGGAUAUGGGUGUUUUUAUUGAUUAUGACUGGAAUUUCGAAUCUAAUCACAAUGAAAAAAGCGUACCGAAAAAUAUUUCAAAUUGGCGCAAAAGAAGUUAUAGCAGGUAUAGCAGACGCUAUGGAAGUUGGAUUAUAUAUUCACUCAGCGAGCGUUGGUACUGAAUUAAUUCACGGGAAGGGCUUGAAUCAUUUUGCCUCGGGACAUAUUGAUCCAGAUUUAAACAAUGAAAAUGUUUGGCAUUCUGUACUAACCCUACUAUUAGCGGCGUUGCAUUCUGCUGGAGGUACUUUAUGUGCAGUUGUAGAUUAUUUACAGCCAAAUUCUGAAGGCAUUGUGAACGAACGUGAAAGUAAUUUGUGGAUUAUUCCAAUGUUCUCUAAAUGUACGUCUGGUGGCAAUUAUACGCAUCUGAUGUCUUCGUUGAUCUUUGGCGGUUUAAUGUUCUCGUAUGCGACAGUUGCAUUUGUUCUACUCAAAACGGCUCUGCACACAAUUUUUGAGUAUAGAGUCAAAUUAGUGUUUGUGGAACAAUUUGUGGUUGCUGGUCUUAUUCUAAGCUGCAUGGCAUUAAGUUUACUUUUUGCUACAAAUGGAGGCAUAGCAUUGUUGGAAGCGGUUGAAUCGAUAAAUACUGGCGUCACCAUGCCCUUUGUGUGUUUAAUGGAACUCGUCGGAAUGUUGUACGUGUAUCGCAGUCACGACUUCAUAUCCGAUCUCAACUUAGCCAUGGAAGAGGACGCCUGUUCGACACGUAUCAGCGCGCAAUGGCAAUUUAUACCUUUAAUAGUUCUGGUUACGCUCAUAGGAAAAGCUUGUAUGUUAUCUGAGACCGAGAUUCCAAAGUACUUCAUUAUUAUGGCGAUAGUUCCCCUGAGCAGUGUGGUGCUAGCGGUGCCGCUGCGAGCUUGCCACAACGCAUACGUAUUCCUGCGCUCUAGAUCGAGACGUUAAUCUUUAUUUACCAUGGCAAUAUUAAAUUUAUUUUGGA
Bombyx mandarina (wild silkworm) is the source of this 1975-nucleotide messenger RNA. RefSeq lists its product as uncharacterized. Gene Ontology annotation, molecular function: L-amino acid transmembrane transporter activity; amino acid:sodium symporter activity. Gene Ontology annotation, cellular component: plasma membrane. The record is from RefSeq and is a predicted model, not a curated record. NCBI's taxonomy places the organism in Eukaryota, Metazoa, Arthropoda, Insecta, Lepidoptera, Bombycidae. Gene Ontology annotation, biological process: sodium ion transmembrane transport; amino acid import across plasma membrane; nitrogen compound transport.